ACCCUCAUGAGCACCGCCUCCGCCGACGGCGGCGACGCCGGGGAUGGCGCCUCCUCUGCCGGGGCCGCGCCCGCCGGCAGGCGGAUCCCGCCGGCCUCCUCCAUGCCCUGGGUCCGCAACCUCCGCCGCUUCGUCGGUACGGGCGCCGGCCUCGGAUCCGAGGCCCUCAUGGAAUUGGAAACGAAGAGGAUAUUGCUUGAGAUUUUUAAGGAGCGGCAACGAAAGAGUGCUGAAGCUGGUUCCAUCCCAAGUUUCUACAAGAAGAAACCUGAAGAUGGAUCUAUUAGCAAUAGAGUUCAGAGGCUGGCAAAAUACAGGUUUCUAAAGAAACAAUCAGAGCUUCUACUUAACGCCGAUGAUCUUGAUGCUAUGUGGGUUUGUCUCAGGGAAAAUUGUGUUAUUGACGAUGUGACUGGCUCUGAGAAGAUGAACUAUGAAGAUUUCUGCCAUAUUGCUACAGUGUGCACAGAGCAGAUUGGUCAGAAAUGCAAACGUUUCUUUAGCCCUUCAAACUUUAUGAAGUUCGAGAAGGAUGAUUCUGGGAGAAUUGCAAUCUUACCAUUCUAUCUUUAUGUUAUGCGAACAGUUUCUCUUACUCAAGCAAGAAUUGAUAUGAGUGAACUUGAUGAGGAUUCUGAUGGUUUCCUUCAACCUCAUGAAAUGGAAGCAUACAUCAGAGGGCUCAUUCCCAAUUUGGCACAAUUGCGCGACAUGCCAUCGGCGUUUGUUCAAAUGUACUGCCGCAUAGCUGCACGGAAGUUUUUUUUCUUCUGUGAUCCACACAGACGGGGGAAAGCAUGUAUAAAGAAAGUAUUGUUGAGCAAUUGUCUUCAAGAACUGAUGGAAUUGCAUCAGGAGAGCGAGGAAGAAGUAACUGAUACUGAGCAGGCUGAAAAUUGGUUUUCCUUGACUUCAGCUCAGCGCAUAUGUGAUAUGUUUCUUGCACUAGAUAAAGAUACAAAUGGCACGUUGAGCAAACAAGAGCUUAAGGAAUAUGCUGAUGGCACACUAACAGAAAUCUUCAUCGAAAGAGUUUUUGACGAACAUGUACGCCGGAGCAAAGUUGGAGGUGGCAACAGUCGUGAGAUGGAUUUUGAAAGCUUUCUCGAUUUUGUUUUGGCUCUAGAAAACAAAGAUACCCCUGAAGGGUUGACAUACUUAUUUAGAUGCCUUGAUCUUAAUGGAAGGGGAUUCCUGACGACUGCUGAUAUCCAUACUCUGUUCAGAGAUGUACACCAGAAAUGGAUCGAGGGUGGGAACUACGAGCUUUGCAUCGAAGACGUAAGGGAUGAAAUCUGGGACAUGGUGAAACCAGCUGAUCCUCUGAGGAUUGCACUCACGGACCUCCUUUCGUGCAAGCAAGGUGGGACCAUCGCCAGCAUGCUUAUAGACGUCCGCGGCUUCUGGGCCCAUGACAACAGAGAGAACCUCCUCCAGGAAGAGGAAGAGCAAGUGGAAGAGGCUUGAGUAGCGCAGCUACUAUACUUCGCGGUGUAAAAGUCUCGAGACGGCGGUGUCAAAGUCUUGAGAGAGGGCAGCCGCAUGUGCGCGCUGUUCGUUAUUGUAGCUUACGUAGUUGUAUUAGACCUGUUGUAACUUGUAAGAGUGCUAUCUCUGUAAGUUGGUUUAGAUCUGAGGAUCACGAGGUUCCAAGUGUGGCGAGGUGUGAUGGUGCCGGCUAACCGUGUAUCUGAUAUUCUGAGCGAGUAUUAGCCUGUGAUGUAUUUACUUAAUCAGACUCACAAAUUAUACAAUGCAUGUAUUUCUGA
Messenger RNA from Lolium rigidum, 1769 nucleotides. Its product is annotated as probable serine/threonine-protein phosphatase 2A regulatory subunit B'' subunit TON2. Lineage: Eukaryota; Viridiplantae; Streptophyta; Magnoliopsida; Poales; Poaceae. Gene Ontology annotation, biological process: microtubule cytoskeleton organization; regulation of dephosphorylation; cortical cytoskeleton organization. Gene Ontology annotation, cellular component: centrosome; spindle. The record is from RefSeq and is a predicted model, not a curated record. Gene Ontology annotation, molecular function: calcium ion binding.